AUGUGUCGACUCAAAAGCCUCGGCAUAACAAAUUCUGAAUAUGUUGACGCACUUACUAAUUUUACGUUUUAUUUAAUUAUCUUACAGAGUUUUGUCUAUGUUUCAACAGCAUACUGUAAUCCUGGUCGAAAAUUUGUCGAUGAGCUGAUAUACCCCACACUGCCGCCUGUCAAUUGGAAAAUGUUCGUUGAUUGCACCAAUAAAAUACCGGAUGCCUACUUCAAUAGUUUGGCUAAUUAUAUAAAAGGUCCCCAUCCGAAUACCUACACCUUCACCAAAUCGAUAGCCGAGCAAAUUGUGAAUGAAUACAAACACUGCAUACCAAUUGUCAUCGUACGACCAUCGAUUGUGACAGCAGCACAUCGUGAACCCUAUCCUGGUUGGAUCGACAACAUACAAGGCAUCACUGGCAUAAUGAUGGAAAUCGGAAAGGGUACAAUUAGCAGCAUAUUGGGUGACAAAGAUAUCAUUUGCGAUAUAAUACCAGUAGACUUUGUGGUGAAUUCACUGUUAUUGAUGGCACAGAAAGCAACACUGGGAAGAGUUUACAUAGCCAAUGCAACAUCGGGUGUCACAAAUCCCAUCACUUGGGCGCGUCUGGGUUGUCUGACACUGAAAUGGUCGCGCAUUUAUCCAACUAAUCGCAUAAUGAUGUAUCCGAAUUUUAAAUAUCGAAAAAGUUUUCUGCUACACGAAAUUGCCGUAAUUUUACUGCAUUUCGUGCCAGCGCUGUUAAUGGAUUUGCUGACACUUUUAAGGCAGAAACGAAAAUUUGUGCUGCCAAUUGCGAAAAAAUUUCGACAAGCUUGUCUAGCAGGUCGCACGUUCUCGCUAAAUGAGUGGAUUUUCAAAAAUCGUAGUCGUUACUAUUUUGAGGAAUUACUACAAAAUAAGGCUUUGCAUCAACUCUCUUGGAACUUGGAAGCACUGGACUAUGACAGUUAUAUAAGAGAAUUUGUUAUUGGCAUACAAAAGUAUCUGCAUCACGAGCAAUUUCAUGAGAGUUCCAGUAGGUGGAGAAUCACGCGCCUCUAUUGGAUGUGGACGUUUCUGCACGUCUUUGUACCACUCCUGACCGUAUAUUUCUUGCUAUAAAGUAAUCUUAACAAUGUUGGCAAAAAAUACCUAAAAGUAAAUAUAUUGAAAAAAGGUAUGUAACGUAAAGUGACGUAAUGUAACGUAACACGACGUAAUGUAACGUGACAUGACGCAAGGUGAGACAAAGUCACUUGAAGUAACGUAACGUACGUUAACAUAACGUAUUGCAACGUAAC
Molecule: messenger RNA, 1274 nt
Organism: Rhagoletis zephyria (snowberry fruit fly)
Lineage: Eukaryota; Metazoa; Arthropoda; Insecta; Diptera; Tephritidae
Product: putative fatty acyl-CoA reductase CG5065
Biological process (GO): long-chain fatty-acyl-CoA metabolic process
Cellular component (GO): peroxisome
Molecular function (GO): alcohol-forming very long-chain fatty acyl-CoA reductase (NADP+) activity
Source: RefSeq, a predicted model, not a curated record